CUCCACAAACUGUUCCCAUUCUCCCUCGCUCGCCCAGCGCACCUGUUUCAUCGAGAAAGAGAGAUAUCUUCUGAUUCCAUUUUCGAUCCGCCAACAUGGGUAAAGUUCACGGAAGUUUGGCUCGUGCCGGUAAGGUCAAGGCCGCCACCCCAAAGGUCGACAAGCAGGAGAAGCCCAAGCAACCCAAGGGCCGUGCUCGCAAGCGGAUUAUCUACACCCGCCGAUUCGUUAACGUCACUCUCACCGGUGGCAAGCGCAAGAUGAACCCCAACCCUGGCUCUUAAAUAACCAAAUUGUCAAAUACCUCUACGAUAAAAUGAACGGCGGACAUUCCUAUACCCGACGUAUGGACGAAAGUCGCGAAUGAGCGGGAAGGCAGUCAAACCACGUGAUGAUUACCUUGGGAACUGGGCAUUUUUCACCUUUCCUUUGUGUUUAUUUUGAUAUCUUAUGGACGGUGUUUUCUAGUUCCUCAACUAUACAAUGUUUUUUGUAGGUUUCUUGCCAUGUGAUUAUUCAGACAUCGGUGAAGGCUAGCGGAAACUGAAUCAUAGAGGUGAAUAAAUUACAUAUUCAACCUCUCCAAUAUGCUUUUCUGGUAGUAAAUUAUUUUGGGGGAUUUAAAUGUCGUCAUGCAUAGUGAGUCACUAGUAUUAAGCAUUUAAAUGAGUCAUGGUGACUCGAAUAUUGUUGCUAGGGAGUAGUUAUAUACCAGUUGACCUCCAUUCUCGGUUUCCCACAAUUUCCCACA
Molecule: messenger RNA, 751 nt
Organism: Talaromyces proteolyticus
Lineage: Eukaryota; Fungi; Ascomycota; Eurotiomycetes; Eurotiales; Trichocomaceae
Product: ribosomal S30/ubiquitin fusion
Exons: 4
Coding region: 96-284 (62 amino acids)
Biological process (GO): translation
Cellular component (GO): cytosolic small ribosomal subunit; ribosome
Molecular function (GO): structural constituent of ribosome
Source: RefSeq, a predicted model, not a curated record